Messenger RNA from Rotaria sp. Silwood2, 639 nucleotides. The record is from the annotation of a GenBank genome assembly. NCBI's taxonomy places the organism in Eukaryota, Metazoa, Rotifera, Eurotatoria, Philodinida, Philodinidae.
AUGUCAACGGGGAUAACAUUCGCAUCGAUUAUUAUUUUACUUGUAGUAAAAGAGUUGAAUGAGCGGUACAAGAAGAAAAUACGUACCGUAAUUCCAAUUGAACUAAUUUUGGUAAUUUUUGGUACAUUGAUAUCAUAUUUGGUGAAACUUCAUGAUCGACACGGCGUUUCGAUAGUUGGUCCCGUUAAGCGUGGUCUACCUUCACCAACUGUACCAGCUUUUACUAAUAUUUCUUCUUUGCUUGUAUCGGCUAUUACGAUUACUGUUGUCAGCCUAUGCCUCAAUAUUUCUGUGGCUAAAAUGUUUGCCCGAAAGUAUGACUACAAAGUACGCUCGAAUCAGGAACUACUUGCUUAUGGAUUGGGAAACAUUUUUUCAUCCUUUUUUCAAUGCUUUCCAAGUUCGGGCUCAUUGAGUCGUUCAAUGGUACAAGGAGAAAGCGGUGGAAAAACGGCACUGAUUGGUGGUUUUUCUUCUGUGAUUUUAGCUGUCGUCAUACUAGCAUUGGCACCUCUUCUUGAAUCUCUUCCUAUGCCUUGUUUAGCCGGUAUCAUCAUCGUCAAUCUUAAAGGACUCUUGUUUAAAGUCACCGACUUCGCUUAUUACUAUCGUAUUAGUAUGAUGGAAGCCGUAAGUUGA